AUGACACACCUUCUCUCGCAUUUGACGGUUCUUCAAGCGGCUUCUCACAAAUACCCUUUUGCAAUCGCUUUCCAGAUAGCCCGGGGAACCCCCUCUACCCCCGAGUCGAUCUCAUGGGAGCCGAUUUCUUAUCAGAGAUUUCAGCAGGAUGUUGAGAUUGCCGCUCGCUAUUGGUCUCACAAGCUGUCGGCUGAUGGUGCAAUUCCGCGGGAUGUAGUUGGUCUCUGGCUGACAGGGCUGCACUACAACGAUGUCGUCACCAUAUAUGGCGUGUCUCGUGCCGGAUACGUUCCACAGCUACUAAGCCUACGCUUGACGUGUCUGAAAGUAGUAUUCGACCUGUUGCGAGCAGCGGGGGCAAGAGCCCUAGUGAUCGAUCCCGCGUAUUCUCUUGACGCUGCCGAGAAUGUGCUGUCUUUACCUAUUCACCGUUCUUUGGCAGUCCAAUCGAUGGACGAGGAUAGCCUCGCACCGCUUGCCCCGCUUCCGGUACCAGACUCCAGGGACGAGACAGUUAUGAUAUUUCAUACCAGCGGCUCGACGGCGGGAAGCCCCAAGCUAGUCUUGUGUUCGGCUGCGUGGAUUGACAGUGUCGUCUUCAAGUCACACGAGGCGUGCGCCCCGGUUGAUCCAAAUCGGCAGGAUGUGGGCACCUGGAUCGGCAGCAUGUGCCACAUCGCCCAGAAUUUCGUCCUCGUCGGCUCAAUGGGGCACGGGUCCUGUGUGAUCCAGCCGAUGGAGCUCGCUUUCGGCGCCUCGGAGUUGAUGAUGAUGGUCACUCACUGCCGUUUGAAUCGUCUCCAUAUGUUUGCCACCGCUCUAAGUGGCCAUAUCAGAAAUUCGAGAAGCGAUAAGAAUCUGUUGGCAUGUCUCAAGCAGCUGGAUACUUUGAUGUAUACCGGACUCCCGCUGGCUGUGGAGGAGCAGCGUUUUGCAUACGAAGCAAAAAUGAAACUACUUAACAUCUUCGGUAGCACUGAAUGCAAUGGUAUGCUGAUCUCCCGCCGCUCCGGUCCGGGUGCCCACAUUCUCCGACCGCUUGCGGGAGUCGAGUACCGUUUCCAACACAUCGAAAGCGGUGAUGCCAAAGAGUGCCUUCAGGAGCUCGUCGUCUGCAAGUCCUCUCCCGAUUGCCCAUCGCCGGCUCUCGGUCGCAACCCAUCAUCUGGCGACUUCCACACAGGGGAUCUGUUCACCGAGACGGAGUCUGGCCAUUACAUCUUCCGCGGGCGCGCUGACGACUGGAUCAAGACAUGUAACGGGCUCCGCUGCGAUGCAGGUGCCAUUGAAGAGAACAUUCUUUCCGCGUGCAAGGGGCUUGUCAGCGCUUGUGUGGUGGUGGGGUGGGGACGGCCGAACCCAGCGGUGUUUGUUGAACCAGAUGGCAAUACGGAUAUGACCAACGACGACUUGAGGAAUGUGAUCGUAAGCAGGACCCGUGACUUUCAUGUCCGCAGAUAUAUGCAUGAGCGUAUCGACAGCCCGGAGUUCGUCGUGGUCGUUCAACCUGGGAGGUUGCCGAGAACCGCGACGAAAGGGAAUUUGCAGAGAAAGAUGGUGGAGCUGGAGUAUAAGGAGUUGUUGGAUGAAGUAUAUGGCGUGCAUUAGUUUCUAUGUCAUGCACUUUGUAAUCUUGAGCUCCGAUGAUUGGAAACAUGACG
Tricharina praecox is the source of this 1661-nucleotide messenger RNA. Its product is annotated as acetyl-CoA synthetase-like protein. The record is from RefSeq and is a predicted model, not a curated record. Gene Ontology annotation, biological process: fatty acid metabolic process. Gene Ontology annotation, molecular function: medium-chain fatty acid-CoA ligase activity. The transcript is spliced from 5 exons. Lineage: Eukaryota; Fungi; Ascomycota; Pezizomycetes; Pezizales; Pyronemataceae. The coding region runs from base 1 to 1608 and encodes 535 amino acids.